Glycine soja is the source of this 2460-nucleotide messenger RNA. RefSeq lists its product as uncharacterized. NCBI's taxonomy places the organism in Eukaryota, Viridiplantae, Streptophyta, Magnoliopsida, Fabales, Fabaceae. The transcript is spliced from 14 exons. The record is from RefSeq and is a predicted model, not a curated record. Bases 426 to 2219 code for a protein of 597 amino acids.
GCUUCGAUACUGUCCGUAUUCAGUUGGAAGUUUGGCAUCAGCAAGGUGACGACGAGACUUGGUUGAAAACAACAACAACAACAACAAGAACAACGUUUUCAUUAUUAUCAUUUCUAUUUUCGUUUUUCUUUUGGUUUGUUAUUUCCAACACAAAAGAAAAAGAAGGAGCACAGUUGGAAUGGAAGUAAACAAAAGACCAAGAAAAACUAAAACAAAAGCAUGCUCCCUCCGGUCCCUUUCUUUCUGUUACAUUCUUCUUUGUCUCACAGUUGUCUUGUCUAAUAACCAAGUCCUCUCUCUCCUUCCUUCAACACCUUUUUCUUUCUUCUCUUCUCUUCUCUUUCUUUUCAUUGCAAAAUUCAAAUGUUUUAUAUCUUAGUUUGCUUCAACAGCUGAAACCAUACCAUCUCUGAUCGUUUCUAAAUAUGGAACCGCUUGUCAACUUCAUCAUUCGCCCACCCAGAGCUGAAUAUGAUCCAAAAAGUGAUUUAUUGGAUCACGAGUUCAUGCUAAAAGGGAAAUGGUUUCAACGGAAGGACGUGGAGAUAAAAAACAGCCGUGGGGAUGUUCUUCAAUGCAGCCAUUACAUGCCUAUAGUCAGUCCUGAUGGAAAGCCUCUGCCAUGUGUGAUAUAUUGCCAUGGAAACAGUGGAUGCAGGGUUGAUGCCAGUGAAGCUGCUCUAAUUUUACUUCCUUCAAAUAUUACAGUUUUUACUCUGGAUUUCUCGGGAUCAGGAAUCUCUGGAGGAGAGCAUGUCACUCUAGGUUGGAAUGAAAAGGAUGAUCUGAGGGCAGUGGUCAACUAUCUGCGGGCAGAUGGAAAUGUCUCUCUGAUUGGCUUAUGGGGACGCUCAAUGGGUGCUGUGACUAGCCUUAUGUAUGGAGCUGAGGAUCCUUCAAUCGCAGGAAUGGUUUUAGACAGUCCCUUCUCUGAUUUGGUUGAUUUAAUGAUGGAACUUGUAGAUACAUAUAGAGUCCGUCUGCCAAAAUUCACAGUGAAGUUUGCAAUUCAAUACAUGCGAAAAACAAUCCAGAAGAAAGCAAAAUUUGACAUAACAGACUUGAACACCGUUAAGGUAGCAAAAUCUUGUUUUGUUCCUGCUCUAGUAGGGCAUGCCAUUGAUGAUGAUUUUAUUCGUCCUCAUCACUCAGAUCGUAUACUUGAGGCUUACAUGGGGGACAAAAACAUAAUUAAAUUUGAGGGAGAUCACAACUCUUCGCGUCCUCAGUAUUAUUUUGAUUCCGUAAACAUAUUUUUUCACAAUGUUUUACAACCUCCUGAAGAUGAGCUUGGGGAAUCAUUUUUUGACAUUAUGAAUGAUUACUUUGGUAAGGAUGUUUGGAGAUCUGUGCAUGAAUUUGACUUUGGCAAUGAACCAUCAUUCCAAAACAAAGAAACAUCAACAAGCAGUACUGUGGAAGACAUUAAGCACGUCCGUUCAAAAAAACCAAUGAGUAGGAUGGAGGUUCCAUCACAUAUUUCUUCAAAAGAUGCACAUCUCGACUGUGAGGCACAGAAAUGUGAUGAUCUUUCCUCAUCAUCUUCUACAAUGAUUAGUUUUGAAUUAUCAAAUGGUCGUCUCUAUAGUCCCCUCGUUCCAACCGAUCUAGAUGAUGACCACUUUGUGGAAUUUCAACUUGAUGACUUUACAGGCUGUCCAUCUAGUGCAAAGAAAGAACAAAAAAUGUUCACGGAAGCAGUGAUAGAUUCAUUGAAAGACCGGGAAAUACGAAUUCCAGAGGUAGAACAACCACCUGUUAGGAGUGCUAGUAGUACCAUGUCUAUAGAGCCAUCGGAUAAGAAUGACUCACAUGCUUCUAAUUCACAUGAGAUUUCCAAACCUGUGGAGACAGAAUCUUCUUUACUCAACCACAGUGAUAAAACAAUUUCCACUUCAUCUGAUGCAUUGGAGCCCUUGAAAACUGAGUCAAAUUCCAUUUCAGUGAUUCCAAGUCCUGUAACAAGUCUUUCAUCAAGCAAAAUACCAUCAUCACCACUACCACCAUUGGACACUUCAUCGGUCACCGAGUCUGGCGAUACAGAAAGUGCUUCUACUGGUAAUGAUAGUUCUGCUAGCUUACAAAGUUCAUCAGACACUGACAUUUCACACAAUACAAAAGCCACAUUAACUGUUAUUAAGAAUCCAACAGGUCAUGUCUUGAACGGCUUACUGCGACGUUGGGAUUUCAAGUUUUUCAGAAACAGUCAGAAUCGAUAAGAUUAGAGAGUCAUGGCUUUUGUAACUACAAAAUAUACUACAUUAGUUUGUAAAAUGCCCCACAAAAGAAAUAGGUUGCUUGUACUUAGGUUCUGUAUCUUUAGAUUAUCAUCUAGCAUUCAUCUUAUAUUCUUUCACUGUAAGAGAGAGUUGUUGUGUUUUUACCCCGUCGAACUAGAAUUUCUGGAAGUCCCCAUUAUUUGGCCAUGCUUAUGCAUGAUUUAUUGAUUUUUUCCUUGAA